Messenger RNA from Bursaphelenchus okinawaensis, 5693 nucleotides. Lineage: Eukaryota; Metazoa; Nematoda; Chromadorea; Rhabditida; Aphelenchoididae. The record is from the annotation of a GenBank genome assembly.
AUGACUGACAAGAACAAAGAUGCUCGUUUUGUCACCAACGUCUUUGUUGACAGUAGCUCAGCGUGUCCAGCCACGAUCCUAGUCAACGGCACGGCAUCCGACAUGGAAGACAGUCUUCCUACUGGCAUCACGCGACGGAAGGUGUCGCUGAUGCCCACUGUGACAGAGGAAGACCUUCGUCGUUCCGGGCUAGGCCAGCGUGAUCCGAUCUCGGUGGCUCAGGUGUUCGGAGAAGACUUCGCGUCAAGGUUUUGUGUCCCAGUCUGUAUCACUCUUAACUCUCCAUCGCCUCCACCGUACGAUUCGAAGGAGAAGAUGUUGAUUAAAGAAUCCAAGCCCAAGUUGCCAUUUGGGAAGAGGGACGAGCGUAUUCCAAGGUAGUCGAAAAGGCGGUCUAUUUAUAUUGUUAUAGAGGGGUUCCGGCGUUGAAGGUGCGGGUAAAGAAGUCGAUGAACACAUCGUUCUCGUUCGAGGAUGUCUCUGUUCCUCUGCCAGUCUCUUCUCAGAAGUUUAUGUUUUGUGAAGGGACAGCCCAUAUUGUAAAGAAGAUUCCGUCCAGUAAGUUGUGCUUGUAAUAACUAGAUAUUUGAGUUUAUAUUUGAUUUGAAUUAAUAUUUUAAACUUAUUGAUCUAAAGUACUAUAAACUUCAGGUCUUGCGUCAGAAAACUAUGACUUCCAACAGUUUCAGCUGGUAUUCAACGAUUGGGUAAGUUAAUAUGCAAAUUUGAGACAAUUUCGUAGAUAAAACAAGAGACUGGAUGUCGAGGAUCAGCCUUUAUAAUCAACUCCAGCGAAUACGACUGCAGCGUAUGUCAUGUAAGUAACAUAGAGAGUCAUUAGAAUUACUUUAUUUUUUAUUUUUAAGUUGAGAAUAUUAUUAUUAUUAUUAAUAUUAUUAUUUAGUAGUUUCUUUAAUAUAUUAUUGUAAAAGCUCUACUGUUUAUAUUCCAUCUUCAUAAAUAUUAAUUUAAAAAUAAAAAACAAACAUUAAUCAUGUGAACUUCAGGUGAGCGGUUCAGAAGUCUUGGACGAGCCGAUUUCUUGUGUGAGUUUAACUGUUUACAGUAAUUUUGUUAUUGUUGUUUCCACCUGAUUACUGAGCUGUAAACCUUUUCUCAGAAUUACCAUUAACAAUUUAAGGGGGACACGGGCAAGUUCACUGAAGCGUUAGGCUUCUUGACAAGUGCUACAGCUGUCGAUGAGCCGCUACAAGACCACGAUCACACUCCAAGCACAUCCAGAGUGAUCGGUCCAGUAAUGAUUGACAUACGAGAGUUCAACGAGGUGUGUUAACAUUAAUUUACUUUAAAUAGCGUUAAAAACUUAAUUACGUUCACGACGAACGCAAGCAAACUCAACACGAGGCCGUGUUUGUUUUCGAUAGCUUAUCAGGUUAUUUUGAUUUCAGACCAUGUCCGAGCCCUUGUGGCGGAUCGUCAACUCGAUCGCUAGCCAGUCCUCGGCCCAAGAGACCGGUGUCCCAGCUGCCUCAGUCUGUGGUGUGAUGACGGGUUGCGGCUUUCUGACAGCGCUUCUUAUUGUACACCAGUCGGAAAGGUAAGCCUUGUGUAACAUAUUUCGACAACUCUGUUUUGUAACCAUUUAUCUGUUGUUAUUUUUAACUGAUAACGCUUGUUUUCGAGCACUUAUAUUUACAGUAAACGUGGCGAGGAGUUGAAAGGGCUUCUCAAUCACUUUGGUAUGAUCGCAUCGCUCACGUCGGUCGCGUGGAACGUUGAGGAACAACGCCGGAUCGCCCACCAAUCUGAGGUGGUUCUGUCAACUACUCAGAGUGUCUUUGCCAGUAUACGUAAGUCUAAAUAUAAAGUUAACUACAGAUGUAAAGGGUAAAGUAUCUUUUACAAGGCAUAGUUGGUUUAAUAAUAUCUUUUGGUAACAACAAGACUAGUGGUACUUUUCGUACCAAUAAGAUUGGCAGUCGAGUCCUCUCGAAGACGUGUCUGUUUCUCUGUUGUUGUACAAGGCCGUUUGUUUAGUUAUGUGGAGCCACGUGUUCUCCUUCUCCUCUAUUAUUGUUCUGAGUAAAUAUUGGUUUAGAUUCGUUUAGGAGCUGACCAGGGUUUUGGUUUUAACGUCACGGUAAAGGGCGAUUUGGACAGGAUUAGUUAAAUGGAUUAGCCGCGGAAAGCUUCUUAUUCAAUAUUAUUGUUUAAUUGUUUUCGGCAUGCGACCGAAUCUCGAUACUGUUUUUGUUUUCUUAGUUGCGCAACUCGAUUACGACCUUUAAGGGCGCGUUUUAACAUAACAAUAGACUCUACUAGUUGUUAAAGUUCAAUUUUUCAAGAUCUCGCCAUUGUAACAGAAGCGACGCUCGCUUAGAAUAUUUUUGAAUCCUAAAAUACGGACGACAGAACUAAUAGAAGGCCCUGAUUUAUAUGUGUUUCUUCGCGAAUUCAAGAUUUAUAUGUGCCUAACGUAGCGUGAGAACUUUUCGACUUUGGUUAGGUAUAAUACGAAGUCCCACUCCUACACAAGAGGUCAGUCGAACAUGACAAUCAGGUUUAUGUUUUCACGUUGGCUCUGUUAAUCAUGAUGUUAUAAGUGGGAAAGAAGACGACAAAAACAAGUAACAUCCUUUACUUAAUGUAGAUUUAAACAGAAUGAUGUGAGGAGGAAGGGGGGGGAGAGUUUUUUGUGUAGAACUGGGAGGGCCAUGCCCUGGGGGGGGGGACGAAGCGAAGGAAAGCGUCUGGCUGUGCCGCUAAGCAUUUGAAAGAGGCCUUCUUGUGAGCCUCGCACACCGUCUCUUAGGCCUCACUCACACCUUUUGGGGCCGUGAGAGUGAGAGUAGAGCGUCGUUCUGUGUCGGAGGUGUUAUGCCGAUGCUCUACUUUUGUUUUCGUCUUUAAUUUGGUCGUUUCGUUUUGACCCGAUCUUGACGUGCAACAACCCCAGUUGACGUCCCAUUUAUUCCUCUCUACUUGCUCUAGUUCUAAACUGGCACAGCAAACUUGUCAACGUGCUCGUCCGUUCUGGAUGGACUCGAACGCCCACGACGACGUCGCUCCGUCCAGCUCCAAGUCAUGUUCCGGUGACGAUGAGUCAGACGAGCCCCGAGCCAAGUCCAGGCGCACUGACGCCACGGCGGUUGGUGAGAUACCGCGCCAAGAACGUCACACCGUCCUGCUAAGCGCAAUGGUUGCUCCGUCGCGAUCACAAUGUUCAUCGCCAGUACGAAGGAUGCUGGCCGACAGACAGACUUCAGGCUUCCAGCCUUCGUUCGCGACAGAUGAGAAUGGGGACUUGAUUGCCAAUAUAGAAAGUAAAACAACUUCUUAAUUGGGAUUUAAUUAGUCCACCUUAGUCACUUAAUUUUGUUUUUUCAGAAGACAUGAAUCUGCUUGUGAGUAACAUCACCAAAGAAGCCAAAAUGUUGGUUUCAGCUGAAAUGUGAGUUUGUUUUUUUGGAAAACGGCUUUCUCUUUAUUUCAGCUGCUCGCUGUUCCUUCUCGACUCCGAGCAUGAUGAAUUGGUAGCCGAAGUGUUCGAACAGAAGGGCAACUCCGACGAAUACCUACAGGAAAUCCGAAUGCCAUUGAAUCAAGGCAUCGUGGGUCACGUGGCAACCACCGGGGAGCUGAUGAACGUGAAGGACGUGUACAAGUAAGUCAGAGAGCAAGAGUACAACAUGCUUUCAGUCAUCCCUACUUCUACCCCAAUGUGGACCAGAAGACCGGCUUCAAGACCCGCAACAUUCUCUGCUUCCCCAUCAAGGACAGUGGUGGCAACUUGGUUGGAGUUGCCGAGUUGUGCAACAAAAUCGACAAGCCGGCCUUUACUUUGCACGACGAACAAGUGGCCAUGACUUUCGCCGUGUACUGUGCCAUUAGUAUCUCUCAUGUAAGUCUGAUACUCAAAUUGUUAUUUGUCGCACAAUUCGGGAUCUCUGAGUAUUUACAAGUAACUCGUGCUAAUUGUAGUGUUUGUUGUACCGUAAACUGCAAGAAGCUCACCGACGAUCUCAUAUGGCGGCCGAACUCCUGGUUCAAGGCUCGACCCUCUCCAUAGCACCUGAGGAUAUCUUGAGGUUGACAGUACGAGAAAUACCGUCCCCCGAGUCUUUCCACCCCCAAUUCAGCAAUCUCUGUUUUGUACCUCGUUCUAUUGGUACUGGGGACACGUACGUCGAGGCAGCCCUCAGCAUGUUCCAAGUGAGUAAAGCGUCUUAAUGAAGCAUUACUUGACAACAUAAUAACAAAUAACUGAAAAAUAUGUUUUCAGGAACUCGGCUUCAUCGAGAAGUACCGUCUACGCAGAAGGACGUUGGCUCGCUUCUUGCUGAUGGUACAGAAGGGGUAUCGAGACGUGCCCUACCACAACUGGAGCCAUGCCUUCGCUGUGGCCCACUUCUGUUAUUUGUUAUGUCGCAUCAACAAAGUGAAGGAGUCUCUCAGCGAUUUGGAAAGACUGUCGCUUCUUGUAGCCUGUUUGUGUCAUGAUAUCGACCAUCGUGGCACAACCAACGCCUUCCAACUACAAUCGGUAAGUGUUUGUCGGGUUUACUAAUUACAAACUUAUACUUGACACUAUAUUUUGGCCCCAAUUCAAAUUGUAGCUUCAAACAUAAUAGGUAUGAGAGUAACUUGUUACAGAAGACCCCGCUUGCCCAGCUCUACAGUAGCGAAGGCUCUGUCUUGGAGCGACAUCAUUUUGCUCAAACCGUCACGAUACUGGGUAUGGAUGAGUGCAACAUCUUUGAGACGCUGACACGACAACAAUACCAAACAGUGCUAGAUAACAUACGAGAAGUCAUUUUAGCGACAGACAUAGCCGCUCAUCUGAGGAAGGUAGAAAGGAUACGAAGCAUGGUGAAUGUGGGAUACGACGAGAGCUCCAGCGAUCACCAUUACCUAUUCAUGUGUCUUCUGAUGACGGCUAGCGACCUCUCCGACCAGUCCAAGGACUUUAGGAAUUCGAAAGCAAUCGCGGUAAGCUGAGUCACCGUGUCAUUGUUAUGGUAAUACACCAAGGUUAAUAUGAUAAUAUGCAGAUUCACACAAAUUAUUGUUUUCCCGUAACACCUAAUGGUAAAUAACAAUACCAUACAUAAUUGAUGAUGCGUGUUUUGUAUAUCGAAAUACUAUAACGUCUUGUUUAUAGUAUUUCAGUUACUCUGUGUGUCAUUCGGAGGAAAUGACAUACGUAAACGGACAUAACACAUUGUUAUUACGUCUUUUGUAAGACGAUACCAUGCCUAAUGAUGCCUUUUUGUAGGAGAACAUCUACAAAGAAUUUUUCUCCCAAGGCGAUCUCGAGAAGCAAAUGGGAAAUCGACCGCUGGAGAUGAUGGACCGGGAGCGAGCUUGUGUCCCCAAGAUUCAGCUCGACUUCAUGGACACGGUAGCGCUACCUGUCUUUGAGUAAGUUGGAAGACACACAACAGAAAAAUAAAUUUAUAAUCAAUGGCAAUGACUAAAAAGACUUAUUUUGAUCAUGACUAACCUAGAAAUGACAAAGUACUUUCAGAUAUCUCGGAAAACUACUACCUGAAACCAUGAUCACGUAUGACUCCUUUAAACACAACCGGUCUUGUUGGGCCGUUCUAGAAGAGCUACUACAAGAAGAAGGCGUUCCUCAAGAAGGCCUCAACUACUUGAAGAACGACGAACUCGAGCAAAAGGUACUAGAAAGGGUACCAUCUCCAGAUGCCUGUAACCCGCCCAAAAGUUAA